Molecule: messenger RNA, 825 nt
Organism: Daphnia carinata
Lineage: Eukaryota; Metazoa; Arthropoda; Branchiopoda; Diplostraca; Daphniidae
Exons: 3
Coding region: 174-629 (151 amino acids)
Source: RefSeq, a predicted model, not a curated record
UCAUGCUUAUACGAAUAUGAUAUCGCGUUCUUCGGAUUUCCAUAGUUAUCACAAAGGAGCAUAAUAGUGCAAUCUAAUAUCUUAAGUCAGUUUCAAGUACGGCCGUCUGCGCUUAUGUACACCUUGAAACCCUUACACCAGGGUAGUUCUUAUACCAACCGAUAACCACAAUCAUGGAGGUUCUUGCAAUUAAAUUGGUUGAAGGUCUCCUUGAAGAGUUAUCCAAGACAAAUGCUCUUUAUGUUUCCAUUGCUGGACCGCUGAAAGAUUCUGCUACAGUUGCUUUACCUACAUUUAUCGGUGGCUCAGUUCUUGGUCCUGCUGGUGCUGUAGUAGGAGCUAUGGUAGGAACAGGAAUCCUUGGCAUAUCAAAGGCCCUAGGAUAUGGUAAUUACAAGCCAUUAAUGACUGCUUUGAAGGAAGAUUUUACAGAGCAAGAGAGGAACAACCUCUACAAGAGAUUGUGGGAAAGACUACAAGGAUUUGUAUCAUCUCCUUUGAAUCACACCAUGGCCUAUACAGCUUUAACUGCCUUAAGUAAAAAUAUAGAAGAGAAUCCAGAAGCAAUGGAAAAUAUCAGGAAUGAGCUUAAAGAAGCUCUUGGUAAAAAGAACAUGAGUUUGUGUUGAAAAUCAUGGUAUUUGUUGCCAUUUGAUUCAGCCAUUAUUUUGGGAAAAAAUUAUGGUUGUUUAAUUUGUGAUAUUGCAGAGACUAAAGCCUUCACAAUUUAAUUUGAGCUUUUAUAGCAUUUAGUUGAACCUAAAUGCAUUUGAUUAGAUCCCAGUUCAAGAAACUUGAAAAAAAAAAAAUUAUGAUCUGUGUUAC